GAUCUAUCGAGCUGCACAUUCCAGUGGCCACGAAGAUGCAAUGUGAAGAAGAGGAGGGAGAUGAUGGUGUUCAAGCUCAAGCUGGUGACGCAGGUCAAGGAAAAAAUGAAGAAACCACGGGUCGUUGCCUCCCUUCGCUCCACACAUUGCCAGCUGCUAUCCGAGCUCUCGUCG
This is a messenger RNA of Amoebophrya sp. A120, 174 nucleotides long. The record is from the annotation of a GenBank genome assembly. NCBI's taxonomy places the organism in Eukaryota, Dinophyceae, Syndiniales, Amoebophryaceae.